CCUACAUCACCGACAAUGGGUACACAGACAUAUCCUACAUCACCGACAAUUGUUACACAGACAUAUCCUACAUCACCGCCACCACAGGCAUAUCCUACAUCACCGACAAUGGUUACACAGACAUAUUCUACAUCACCGACACCACAAGCAUAUCCUACAUCACCGACACCACAGGCAAUAUCCUACAUCACCGACACUGGUUACACAGGCAUAUCCUACAUCACCGACAAUGGUUACACAGGCAUAUCCUACAUCACCGACAAUGGUUACACAGACAAAUCCUACAUCACCGACAAUGGUUACACAGACAAAUCCUACAUCACCGACACUGGUUACACAGGCAAUAUCCUACAUCACCGAAAAUGGUUACACAGGCAUAUCCUACAUCACCGACACUGGUUACACAGGCAUAUCCUACAUCACCGACACAUAUCCUACAUCACCGACAAUGGUUACACAGACAUAUCCUACAUCACCGACAAUGGUUACACAGGCAUAUCCUACAUCACCGACAAUGGUUACACAGACAUAUCCUACAUCACCGACAAUUGUUACACAGACAUAUCCUACAUCACCGACACCACAGGCAUAUCCUACAUCACCGACAAUGGUUACACAGGCAUAUCCUACAUCACCGACAAUGGUUACACAGACAUAUCCUACAUCACCGACAAUGGUUACACAGACAUAUCCUACAUCACCGACAAUGGUUACACAGACAUAUCCUACAUCACCGACAAUGGUUACACAGACAUAUCCUACAUCACCGACAAUGGUUACACAGGCAUAUCCUACAUCACCGACAAUGGUUACACAGACAUAUCCUACAUCACCGACAAUGGUUACACAGGCAUAUCCUACAUCACCGACAAUGGUUACACAGACAUAUCCUACAUCACCGACAAUGGUUACACAGGCAUAUCCUACAUCACCGACAAUGGUUACACAGACAUAUCCUACAUCACCGACAAUGGUUACACAGACAUAUCCUACAUCACCGACAAUGGUUACACAGGCAUAUCCUACAUCACCGACAAUGGUUACACAGACAUAUCCUACAUCACCGACAAUGGUUACACAGGCAUAUCCUACAUCACCGACAAUGGUUACACAGACAUAUCCUACAUCACCGACAAUGGUUACACAGGCAUAUCCUACAUCACCGACAAUGGUUACACAGACAUAUCCUACAUCACCGACAAUGGUUACACAGGCAUAUCCUACAUCACCGACAAUGGUUACACAGACAUAUCCUACAUCACCGACAAUGGUUACACAGGCAUAUCCUACAUCACCGACAAUGGUUACACAGACAUAUCCUACAUCACCGACAAUGGUUACACAGGCAUAUCCUACAUCACCGACAAUGGUUACACAGACAUAUCCUACAUCACCGACAAUGGUUACACAGGCAUAUCCUACAUCACCGACAAUGGUUACACAGACAUAUCCUACAUCACCGACAAUGGUUACACAGGCAUAUCCUACAUCACCGACAAUGGUUACACAGACAUAUCCUACAUCACCGACAAUGGUUACACAGGCAUAUCCUACAUCACCGACAAUGGUUACACAGACAUAUCCUACAUCACCGACAAUGGUUACACAGGCAUAUCCUACAUCACCGACAAUGGUUACACAGACAUAUCCUACAUCACCGACAAUGGUUACACAGACAUAUCCUACAUCACCGACAAUGGUUACACAGGCAUAUCCUACAUCACCGACAAUGGUUACACAGACAUAUCCUACAUCACCGACAAUGGUUACACAGACAUAUCCUACAUCACCGACAAUGGUUACACAGGCAUAUCCUACAUCACCGACAAUGGUUACACAGACAUAUCCUACAUCACCGACAAUGGUUACACAGGCAUAUCCUACAUCACCGACAAUGGUUACACAGACAUAUCCUACAUCACCGACAAUGGUUACACAGGCAUAUCCUACAUCACCGACAAUGGUUACACAGACAUAUCCUACAUCACCGACAAUGGUUACACAGGCAUAUCCUACAUCACCGACAAUGGUUACACAGACAUAUCCUACAUCACCGACAAUGGUUACACAGGCAUAUCCUACAUCACCGACAAUGGUUACACAGACAUAUCCUACAUCACCGACAAUGGUUACACAGGCAUAUCCUACAUCACCGACAAUGGUUACACAGACAUAUCCUACAUCACCGACAAUGGUUACACAGGCAUAUCCUACAUCACCGACAAUGGUUACACAGACAUAUCCUACAUCACCGACAAUGGUUACACAGGCAUAUCCUACAUCACCGACAAUGGUUACACAGACAUAUCCUACAUCACCGACAAUGGUUACACAGGCAUAUCCUACAUCACCGACAAUGGUUACACAGACAUAUCCUACAUCACCGACAAUGGUUACACAGGCAUAUCCUACAUCACCGACAAUGGUUACACAGACAUAUCCUACAUCACCGACAAUGGUUACACAGGCAUAUCCUACAUCACCGACAAUGGUUACACAGACAUAUCCUACAUCACCGACAAUGGUUACACAGGCAUAUCCUACAUCACCGACAAUGGUUACACAGACAUAUCCUACAUCACCGACAAUGGUUACACAGGCAUAUCCUACAUCACCGACAAUGGUUACACAGACAUAUCCUACAUCACCGACAAUGGUUACACAGGCAUAUCCUACAUCACCGACAAUGGUUACACAGACAUAUCCUACAUCACCGACAAUGGUUACACAGGCAUAUCCUACAUCACCGACAAUGGUUACACAGACAUAUCCUACAUCACCGACAAUGGUUACACAGGCAUAUCCUACAUCACCGACAAUGGUUACACAGACAUGUCCUACAUCACCGACAAUGGUUACACAUACAUAUCCUACAUCACCGACAAUGGUUACACAGACAUGUCCUACAUCACCGACAAUGGUUACACAGACAUAUCCUACAUCACCGACACUGGUUACACAGACAUGUCCUUCAUCACCGACACCACAGACAUGUCCUACAUCACCGACAAUGGUUACACAGGCAUAUCUUACAUCACCGACACUGGUUACACAGGCCACACUCGGGUUGUGGUCUAUAAAUCACUCUUGUUGGCCCGGAUAUUAGCGCCACACUCCGGUUGUGGUCUAUAAAUCACUCUUGUUGGCCCGGAUAUUAGCGCCACACUCGGGUUGUGGUCUAUAAAUCACCCUUGUUGGCCCGGAUAUUAGCGCCACACUCGGGCUGUGGUCUAUAAAUCACUCUUGUUGGCCCGUAUAUUAGCGCCACCCUCGGGCUAUAGUCUAUAAAUCACUCUUGUUGGCCCGGAUAUUAGCGCCACACUCGGGCUGAGGUCUGUUGUAGCUAGGACGUCGUCGGAAAACCCAUGUUCGAUUGUACUAGCGGUUUUUGAUAAAGUGUCCUUCUGCAAUCGAAAUGGAGCAUAGGUCACAUAUUUUAUUGUUGGUGCAAGUGGAUGAAUAUUAAUAUAUGUUUAUUUAGAGUGCUUUAUGACCAGUAAUAUUUUAUCAUUGUUUCCCUUUGACUAGAACAUUUACUAGGAGGCUAAGGGCGACGCGUCUCAAAGCUGGAAACGUGUUACAGUCGUAUGUUUGAGAUACGAUGGAGUUGCGCAAGUGCCUUUAUUAAAAGAGAAUGGAAGAAUAUUACUUUUGUAUCGAAAGUUAUAAUUUCGGGUUAGUUGAGUUUGAAGGGGACAGGAACAUUUAUCUAGGACAUGAGUGCGUAAUUUUUUGUUACAUCUUUUAGAGUUUUGCCCGGGCUGUUGGUUUGAGUUUCCGAAUUUAUUCAUGAAACACUCUUGGUGAGCUAAGUAACCCUAGAUAUGCAUUUAUGGAAUGAAAUUAUUUGUUUCAACAUUC
This is a messenger RNA of Mizuhopecten yessoensis (Yesso scallop), 3861 nucleotides long. RefSeq names its product putative ankyrin repeat protein RF_0381. NCBI's taxonomy places the organism in Eukaryota, Metazoa, Mollusca, Bivalvia, Pectinida, Pectinidae. The record is from RefSeq and is a predicted model, not a curated record. The transcript is spliced from 2 exons. The coding region runs from base 16 to 3132 and encodes 1038 amino acids.